AGAAUAACACUGAAUACGAUGAUGAAGCGGACCGCAUGGAAGAGGACUAGGAGGCGGUGAUCGACUGAUCGAUAAGCAGGGAAUAUUUCGCGGAAUGUUUUAGCCAAUGUGCAGGGUUAAGGUGGCAGAGACGGCAGCAUCAUGAAGCCAUGAUCAAAGUUUUGGCAGCAUCUUGUACAUGUUCUGCGGACAAUUUUGCUGCGUGGUCCCCUGCGAAUAUUUAUUUUGGCGCCGGCAUACUGUGCUGUGAAGCAUCAGUUUGGGGGCCACAAUGUGCUUGUGGACGCAUGGUUACAAUGCGGAUAGUGUUUGAAGUUUCAGCGAAUGUCUGUAGGCUUUGAAUGCUUUGCUAUUUUAUUUGGAGGGUAUCUAUACAUCAACUUGGCUGUCCUUGGUAUAAUAGCAAGAAAGGAGGUCAUGUCAUUCACUUUGCGCAAGUAUUGGGGGUUUGGACUAGGUGCUGCGCAGUGUAAAGCAGUCAGAAGGGUCAGGUCCUGGGUGGUAAAGGAUCACCAGAAUAUCGUCAUUGCACAGUACCUCUGUGUGUCUCGAUAGGUUAUGAGCGCUAGGGCAUCAACACUGGACACCGAAUGGGAUGUGUCUGUUGGAAAUGAGUAGCAGAGGAGUAAUUGUUUAUUCAAGAGUGAUGUAGGACUGUCGCUGUGGAAUAAAAAUAUUGCAGUGAGUGAUGUUAUCAACCUGUGACCGCCUGUGAGCUUUGAGCAACCUCCAAAAUUGUCUGGUCGCCCGCUGUGUAAUGGUGAAGGGGAAGCCCUUGAAAUUC
This is a messenger RNA of Coccomyxa subellipsoidea C-169, 784 nucleotides long. RefSeq lists its product as hypothetical. The record is from RefSeq and is a predicted model, not a curated record. The transcript has a single exon. The coding region runs from base 150 to 341 and encodes 63 amino acids. Lineage: Eukaryota; Viridiplantae; Chlorophyta; Trebouxiophyceae; Coccomyxaceae.